AUGUGGGUUCUUUCCGACCAUAAACCAGCAUCGUGGCGAUGCCGGGCCGGGUUCCAGGACAAAGCCAGCGAGGGGCCGUUCACCUUCAGGAAGAGUGUGGAUGAAAGGACCCAGGAAAAGCUGUUUGCAGCUCAGUUCCAGGGAUUAGAAAGGAUUAAGGAGAGGGGCGGCCCCACGGCCCUGCCUCGAAGCUCCUGGGGGCACCGGUGCUGGUCUGGGCGUAGCGCCGCGGACGAGGUCCUGCGCGGGGCCUGCCUCGCCACCGGUGGGAGCGCGCAGGGGCCCGGGGGGCGCAAUGCCCGCCUCCAGCGCAGUCGGUCCCCAUCCUCCUCGUGGGUCCGCCACACCCCCUUCGUCGCUCCUCGGGCCCCUCCCGCGGCCUUGACCCUCGGGUUCCCCCCAAUGCUGUCUCCCCGGGGUGCUACCGAGGACCUGGACGGCGCUGGGCCCUCCAACCCGAAGCUGGGAUCCGAACUAGCAGGGUUCAGGGACCGUUCCUGGGCUCUGCUGGCUGCGUGUCUGCUUCUGGGGGCGUGUGAGCUAAGAGCGGACAAAACCUUCCGCCCCAAUAUUCUCCUGAUGAUGGCAGAUGACCUCGGCAUCGGGGACCUUGGCUGCUAUGGAAACGAUACGCUGAGGACACCAAAUAUCGACCAACUCGCCAGGGAAGGAGUGAGGCUCACGCAGCACCUGGCGGCGGCACCCCUCUGCACCCCGAGUCGAGCUGCUUUCCUGACGGGGAGACAUUCCUUGCGCUCAGGCAUGGAUGCCAGCGACGGGUACCGGGCACUCCAGUGGAACGGGGGCUCAGGCGGCCUCCCCGUGAACGAGACCACGUUUGCCAGAGUCCUGCAGCAGCAGGGCUACGUGACAGGCCUCGUAGACCCGGGCUGGCCCGCGGAGGUGGACGCGGCCACACGGGCCCAGCUCUGGCUGUACACGCAGGCCGUGGCCCUGGCAGUGCUGACCCUCGCUGCCGCCAGGGCCUGGGGCUCCAACUCCGUCCCCUGGACAGCCGUCUGGGGCCUGGCCGGCCUCGUCGCCCUGUUUUUCCUCUCCUGGUACGCCAGCUUCGGGUUUGUGCGUCGUUGGAAUUGCAUCUUGAUGAGGAACCAUGACGUCAUUGCACAGCCCAUGGAUUUGGAAAAGACCACCCUGCGAACGCUGAAGGAGGCAGUCGACUUCAUAGGAAGGUAUGGGAGUGGGGGUGGCCUUUUAUUCUGGUUUCUGUUUUCGUUACACUGUCCUGAUAUUUUUCUUUCCUUUUCUCAUGUUGUUUUCGGUGAAGGUGAAAUUCUUAAAACGAUUGAAGAAAACGGUUUGCAGAACUCGACGUUCGUGUAUUUCACCUCUGACCACGGAGGACAUCUCGAGGCCAGAGAUGGACACCAACAGCUGGGCGGGUGGAAUGGGGUCUACAGAGGAGGCAAAGGCAUGGGUGGCUGGGAAGGGGGUAUCCGUGUCCCUGGAAUCUUCCGAUGGCCUGGGGUGCUGCCCGCCGGCCGCGUCAUUGAUGAACCUACCAGCCUGAUGGACAUCUUCCCUACUGUGGUCCAGCUGGCAGGCGGUCAGGUGCCCCAGGACAGGGUGAUUGAUGGCCACAGUCUGCUGCCUUUGCUCCAGGGGUCUGUCCAGCACUCAGCCCAUGAGUUCCUGUUUCAUUACUGUGGCAAGCACCUCCACGCCGCUCGGUGGCACCAAAGAGACAGGGGAAGAGUGUGGAAGGUCCACUACGCGACUCCCCAGUUCCACCCCGAGGGCGCCGGCGCUUGCUACGGCCGCGGGGUGUGCCCGUGCUCGGGGGCAGGCGUGGCGCACCACAACCCGCCCCUGCUCUUCGAUCUCUCUGGAGAUCCCUCCGAGGCACGCCCCCUGUCCCCCAGCUCGGAGCCCCUGCAUGGCUCCGUGGUGGCCAGGGUGGCUGAGGCGGUGGAGGUGCACCGGCGAACCCUGAGCCCUGUGCCCCCGCAGUUCUCGGUGGGCAACAUCGUGUGGCGGCCCUGGCUGCAGCCCUGCUGCGGGGCCUUCCCCUUCUGCUCCUGCGAUGAGGACGGGGACCCCCUGCGAUGA
This is a messenger RNA of Orycteropus afer afer, 2070 nucleotides long. Its product is annotated as arylsulfatase D-like. The record is from RefSeq and is a predicted model, not a curated record. Gene Ontology annotation, molecular function: arylsulfatase activity. The transcript has 12 exons. The coding region runs from base 1 to 2070 and encodes 689 amino acids. Lineage: Eukaryota; Metazoa; Chordata; Mammalia; Tubulidentata; Orycteropodidae.